AUGCAUUUUGCUACAACCCCGGUCCUACAUCGUGUCUUGACAGCCAAUUCUAAUCGCCGAGACUCUAUCGUUAUAGGUAUAGUACUAGGCUCUAUAUUACUGUUUCUAGUAACAUUCCAUAUGAUAACCGAUGAGCUGGUCCUCCACUCGGUCUCAUUUGUCGGUACGGUGACCGUUAUUGGGGUUCACACUAUACGGCUCGUUAAUGACCGGACGCUGCCGGGCUCAGCUACCCGGCGAAAGAUUUGGGGAAUGGUUAGGUUCGGAGCAGCGAUUUUCAACCUUGGGUAUUGGCUCUGGCUGGUUGAUCAGUGGGCGUGCGGAUUCUUGACAAAGGCGCGAGAAGCAAUAGGCCUUCCCUAUGCUUUUAUAUUAGAGCUUCACGGGUGGUGGCAUAUCUGUACUGGAAUAGGGGCCUACAUCUUUAUCGCUGUUGUAGAUCACCUGGUCUCCGGUGAGGAUCUGAGCCAGCAGUCAUUCGCCUGGCCUGCUUCCUGGGCGUCGACAUCAAUUUUCGCCGGACGAGGACCCGUGGACAAGGUUAGCGAGAAACAAACGUGA
Molecule: messenger RNA, 561 nt
Organism: Penicillium egyptiacum
Lineage: Eukaryota; Fungi; Ascomycota; Eurotiomycetes; Eurotiales; Aspergillaceae
Source: the annotation of a GenBank genome assembly